AUGGUUGAUCCUAAGAAGAUUGAGGCAGUGAGAGAUUGGGUUAGGCCUACAUCAGUGGCAGAGAUUCGUAGCUUUGUGGGGUUAGCCAGUUACUAUCGUUGGUUCGUGAAGGGGUUUGCUUCUGUUGCUUCACACUUGACUUGUUUGACUCAGAAAGAAGAAAUGAAGGUGAUUGCUUAUGAUUCCAGACAGCUAAAGAUUCAUGAGAAGAACUAUCCCACUCAUGAUUUGGAGUUGGCAUCGAGGGAUCUUAAUUCUAGGCAUCAGAGAUUGAUGGAGUUGCUUAAGGAUUACGAUAUUACUAUUUUGUAUCAUCUUGGCAAGGAAAACAUUGUAGCAGAUGGAUUGAGCAGGAUAUUUUCUAGUAUGGGUAGAUUGUUGGUUUGUGUUGAGGCGAGAUCAUUGUUUCUGGAACAGAUUAAGGUAAACCAAUUCGAGGAUGCGAGUUUGUGCAAGAUUCGCGACAAGGUUUUGAGUGGUAAGGCUAAGGAGGCCAUGAUUGAUAAUGAGGCCAUUCUGAGGAUUAAGAGGCGUUGUUUAAAUUGUCAGCAGGUUAAGUACGAGCACCAAAGACUUGGAGGUUUGUCUGGCAUUCAUCCGGUGUUUCAUGUCUCUAUUUCGAAGAGAUAUCGUGGUGAUGGUUCUUUUGUCAUUGGUUGGGAUUCAGUCUUGUUAGACGAGAACUUGUCUUAUGAGGAAGAGCUUAUUGCUAUUCUAGAUAGGGAGGUUCGUAAGUUGAGGACUAAGGAGAUUGCAUCAGUGGAGGUUCAGUGGAAGAACUGCCCUGUUGAGGAAGCUACUUGGGAGACUGAAUCAAAUAUGAGGCCUUGGAUUGAUGUUGGGAUUUUGGAUGAAAAACUGGUGAAAAACCAGAGAUUACUGGUCGGACGUGACCGCUGCAGCAAGUCCGCCGUCGCGGUUCGCCGAUUGCCACCGUGA
Molecule: messenger RNA, 939 nt
Organism: Lycium barbarum (goji berry)
Lineage: Eukaryota; Viridiplantae; Streptophyta; Magnoliopsida; Solanales; Solanaceae
Exons: 7
Coding region: 1-939 (312 amino acids)
Source: RefSeq, a predicted model, not a curated record